CGCGUAUCACAUUGCAGCUUACAGCUAAAGGUCGAAUCCAUUGUGAGGUCGGUAAAUUAAUUUACGCCACAAGCAGAGCGCCGAGCAGAGCGGAGAGAAGGAGCCCCGACUUGAUUUCCAUAACCAAGCCAAGGACGCGGGUCGAUUCCCAAGGAUGAUUAAUGUCGCUGGCUGUGUGAGCAUUGCGCUCUUCUAUGGCCUCAUCCUGGUGGUGGGCAUUUGGGCAGGUCGCAAGAAGCAGGCGGGCAAUGAUUCCGAGGAGGAGGUGAUGCUGGCCGGACGCUCCAUUGGCCUGUUCGUUGGCAUCUUCACCAUGACGGCCACCUGGGUGGGAGGCGGCUAUAUCAAUGGCACGGCAGAGGCCAUCUACACAUCGGGUCUGGUCUGGUGCCAGGCGCCCUUUGGCUAUGCUCUCAGCUUGGUUUUCGGUGGCAUCUUCUUUGCCAAUCCCAUGCGCAAGCAGGGCUACAUCACUAUGCUGGACCCGCUGCAGGACUCGUUUGGGGAGCGCAUGGGUGGCCUGCUCUUCCUGCCCGCUCUCUGCGGUGAGGUCUUCUGGGCAGCUGGCAUUUUGGCAGCGUUGGGCGCCACCUUGUCGGUCAUCAUUGACAUGGAUCAUCGCACCUCGGUCAUUUUUUCCUCGUGCAUUGCCAUUUUCUACACACUCUUCGGCGGCCUCUAUUCCGUGGCCUACACGGAUGUGAUUCAGCUGUUCUGCAUCUUCAUCGGCCUGUGGAUGUGCAUACCGUUCGCCUGGACCAACGAGCAUGUGGGCAGCCUGAGCGACCUCGAGGUGGACUGGAUAGGGCAUGUGGAGCCCAGAAAGCACUGGUUGUACAUAGACUACGGACUGCUGCUGGUCUUUGGGGGCAUUCCCUGGCAGGUGUACUUCCAGCGUGUCCUCUCCAGCAAGACGGCUGGACGGGCUCAGCUGCUGUCCUAUGUGGCCGCUGCCGGAUGCAUUCUGAUGGCCAUUCCACCUGUCCUGAUUGGUGCCAUUGCCAAGGCCACACCUUGGAACGAGACGGACUACAAGGGUCCCUAUCCGCUGACUGUGGACGAGACGAGCAUGAUAUUGCCCAUGGUGCUGCAGUAUCUGACGCCCGACUUUGUGUCCUUCUUUGGGCUGGGCGCCGUCUCCGCCGCUGUCAUGUCCUCCGCCGACUCCUCCGUGCUGUCGGCCGCCUCCAUGUUUGCACGCAACGUUUACAAAUUGAUUUUCCGUCAGAAGGCAUCCGAAAUGGAAAUCAUUUGGGUAAUGCGCGUGGCCAUCGUUGUGGUUGGCAUUCUGGCCACCAUUAUGGCCCUCACAAUUCCCUCCAUAUACGGCUUGUGGUCCAUGUGCUCGGAUCUGGUCUACGUCAUUCUGUUCCCCCAGCUACUGAUGGUGGUGCACUUCAAGAAGCAUUGCAAUACGUACGGCAGCCUGGCCGCCUACAUUCUGGCCCUGCUCAUCCGGCUGUCGGGCGGCGAGGCGAUCAUCGGACUGCCCGCCCUCAUCAAAUAUCCCGGCUACGAUGAGGAGGCGAAGGAGCAGAUGUUCCCCUUCCGCACAAUGGCCAUGCUGCUCAGCCUCAUAACCCUCGUCUUCGUCUCCUGGUGGACCAAAAUGAUGUUCGAGUCGGGCAAGUUGCCGCCCAGCUACGACUAUUUCCGUUGCGUGGUCAACAUACCCGAGGAUGUGCAGCGCGUGGGCGAUCCCGCGGAGUCCGGCGAGCAGCUGUCGGUGAUGGCCGGGCCACUGGCACGUUCCUAUGGCGCCGCCACCAUGGCGGGCAAGGACGAGCGCAACGGACGCAUCAAUCCUGCCCUGGAGUCCGACGACGAUCUACCCGUGGCGGAGGCGCGACGCUUGAACCAGCAGACGGCACAGGCGCAAGUGAAGAAGAUGCUGGACACGGCCACUGGCAGCGGCGGCGGGCAGUUGAGCCAGUCCGGCAUGGCCAUGGCCAUGCCCACGCCCGAGCAGGACAAUACGGCCUUCUGAGUGGAGUCCCAGCAGAUGUGGAUGUGUCCCGGGUCGUAAGAUUAGAGCCUGCAAGUAUGCUAACAUUUUAUUUUGUUGAGUUUUUUUCAUUUUAAGUUUGCGCUUGUUAGGGAUUGGAUGGUGAUGGGAUGGCGAUGGAAUUGGCUGGAGUGAAGAGU
This is a messenger RNA of Drosophila obscura, 2145 nucleotides long. It is a transcript of the gene ChT, whose product is annotated as high-affinity choline transporter 1. The transcript is spliced from 5 exons. Gene Ontology annotation, biological process: choline transport; acetylcholine biosynthetic process; transmembrane transport. The coding region runs from base 155 to 1987 and encodes 610 amino acids. NCBI's taxonomy places the organism in Eukaryota, Metazoa, Arthropoda, Insecta, Diptera, Drosophilidae. Gene Ontology annotation, molecular function: choline:sodium symporter activity. Gene Ontology annotation, cellular component: plasma membrane. The record is from RefSeq and is a predicted model, not a curated record.